GUUUGCCGUGUGCGCGAUCUGAAAAGCUAUAGCUACAGAUACAUCUGUUUGCCUGGGCAUAACGAAGCGAUUUUUCAGCCCAACUUGUAGCCGUGCUAAAGGGAUGCGAACCGUAUCGUGUAUUUGUAAAGUUUUAUAGUUGCCGAACCUUGAAAAUCACAAUGUCUAGUGUUUCGAUGAUCGUCGAGCAGCAGCUUGCCAAGCUGUACUUUGUACUGCCCGCGGGUGAAAUGGCGGAUGAAAAUGCGUCCGAAGACAUGCAAAUGGCGUACACGACCGCACGCGAGCACCACGACAACGAUCAGCUGCAGGAAUGGAUCAGCGAAGGGGACUGCCUAAAGCUGAACGAGACCCAAAUGACCAAGAGGCACGUGUUUGUGUUUGAAAAGUUCUCCGGGCCGGCCUUCGAACGGCAGUCGAAGGCGCAGUCGACCGUCAUCGGACCCCGGUGUUUGAUCCGCUGUUUCAUGGGCAACGAAACGAUACCGCUCGGGAAGCACCCGGUGUUUACGACGGCCAUGCGCAACCUGAUCGUGUGCAGUUCGGGACUGAAAACGAAGGAAAAGGCCCACAUAAGCCAGCUCGUGUUUUACAUGGGUGGCUACUAUAUGGACGUGCUAAACGGGAGCUGUACCCAUCUCGUGGCAUCGACGGUCAAAUCGGUCAAGUACGAGGAGGCGGCCAAGAUCAAGCUACCGAUUCUGCACCCGGACUGGGUGCAAGAGGUAUGGGACGAAAGCCAGAAGCGCGAGGUGAACGCAACUGAUGAGCCCUUCAUGACGCGCCAUCGAUUGCCGGUGUUCUAUUCGCUUACCGUCACCUCCACCGGAUUGCCGCUGACCCGGAAGAACGAGAUCAAAUCGCUGAUCGAAGAGAACGGUGGCAACUACAUCGGGGCAUUCAAAUCGGAAAUCACCGACAUACUGAUCCUAGAGCGGUCCGGUCAGGGUACGGCCAAAUUUCAGGCGGCAGUACGCAGCAAGAAGGAAUGCCUUACGCCGGAAUGGAUCGAGGAUAGUGUGAGCGCGGGAUUCGCGCUGCCAAUUCGUGGGUACGAGGUGAAAACCAUUAAAGCCUCAACCCCCACGAAAGACGAUCCCCAUGCAGGCGCCAUCGCAACCGCCACCGCUGGAGCUUCUGCCAGCCGUGCACGCAGUUCUGACUUCAAUCCGGACUGCACGGAACUGUCGGAGAUAUCGCACGCCAACUUUUCCGGUCGCAAUCUAACGAUCAACGAGAGCGUCAUGUCGAGUGCAGGAGGGAAGGACGACAAUGUGGUGAAAUCGCAGCAAAAGGCACGUCCGGUCGCUAAUGCAUAUCGCGAGGUGUUGGUUCGCAUGACCGUGCAGCAGGCCAAAAAGGCGGGCCCCCUACUGGACGGCUGUAGCGUGUACCUGAGUGGCUUCACGGGCGACGAGAAGGAGAAGCUGAACAAAAUCCUCAAUGCUCUCGGUGCCGUACGCUACGAUGAGCAUUCGGGCGCCGUUAGCCAUGUGAUUGUCGGAGAGCAGCUCUCUUCGGAGAUGAGGCAACUGCGCGAUUCCUCGGCCCAUCUGGUGACGCUCGAUUGGCUCGCGAAAUCGAUCGAACAGAAACAGCUGGAACCGGAAGAGGGCACCGAGUACGCGUUCCGCCCGUCCGGUAAGUCCGGUAUCGUGGCACGCGUCCCGGAACCACCGUCACCUUCAAGCAAGCAAAAUCUGGAACGCCUCAACAGUGACGUCUUCAAGCGGCCCAAGAUUCCCAAAUUUCGACUGGACGAUGGUACACCAACGACCACCGCGAGUACGCAAGAUGAUGGCCCUGGCACUCCCCAGGAAUCGGUGCCACCUGCACCAGUGGCCAGCGCCGAACAGCAGUCCAUCAUGAUGCAGUAUCUGGAGGCUAACAAGGCUGAACAGCUACCACCGGCCGCCAGCCAGAAGGAUUCGAUCAUCGGCAUCCCGGUUCCCGUGGCUUCAUCGACGGCCCUAAGCAGCGGAAGCCAGUACUACGACUCGGAGCUAGAAUCGAAUGCAUGCCCGGAUUUUAUGCUGGGUCGAACACUGUUCGUCUUUGGCUUCCCGGAGGAGGACGCGGUGCGUAUCGUGUCCGAUCUGAGACAGUGCGGUGGUACGAUCGUUGAUGAGAACUACCACGAUGAGGUGGACUUUAUCGUCCUGCCGACGUCCUGCAUCGGGACGGUCGACUUUACGAUCCGUGGCAGGCAAACGGUUAACUGUAUCUGGCUUGAAACGUCCAUCCAGGAGGGACAGUGUCAACCGAUGGAGUACUACUACGAGCCGAUCAUCUACGGUGAAGACGAUCCGCGCCCCCUCGAGGGGGAAACGCUGGUGAUCAGCUCGUACUCCGGUGCGGAACGAUCGUUUCUCAUCCAGCUCGGUAGCAUACUGGGGGCCUGCGUACAGGAGCGACUCGUCCGUAAGGCGGCCCCACUAUUGCUUUGUAAAGAGGCAAACGGUGCCAAAUACAACGCGGCCAUUCAGUGGAGCCUGACCGUCGUGUCGGCCGAAUGGUUACGGGAAUGUAUCCGCCAGAAGCGAAGAGUGGCCGAGAAUCCAUUUCUCGUGGGUGAUUCGGUUGCUUCGUCGAAGAACGUACCGGAUGAUGCCGGUGGUACCGGCUGCCUACCUACCACGUCCACUGAUGAGCUGGAUCUGGAUACGAUGCGUGCAGAGAUCGUACCUCCAGAUCGGGCCGAUAUUACCACUCCAACGUUGGGCUCUCGAGCGCGCUUUCCAUCGAAAACGUCUCUGAUGAUCACAACAACCGGGGAGCGCGAUCUGGACACGUUGCGCGCAGAGGCCAUUCCCGUACCGGACCGUACCGGGUUUACCACUCCGAAUGCACGGGGCUCUCGAAUGCACGUCUCAUCGAAUGACAAUCUUGCGAUCAGUGGGGCAGGACAGUUUCAGUACAUUACGGAGAAGAAGAAGAAAGACCAAUCCGGCUUUCGGUACGCGUUCAACAGUCUCUCCACACCGGAACUGCGGAAAUUGUCGCCCGCGGAGUGGAAAGUGUACUCGAAGGAGUGUGAUCAGUACGGGGAGAUGAUCGCAGCAGCGCGUGCCAAUUGCGAUAAUUCGACCGACGCCGGCUGCCGUACCCCUGCCUUGCGGGUGGAUUCCCCGGUUACAGGAGCCGGCAGCUCCCCAUCGUGCAGCAGCGCUCAGGGAACACCGGUAAUGGCCGCCGGUGAGUACGAGGCACUGAGCGUAACGCAGCGGGUGCAAGAGUUCGAAACUCCUGUCCGGGGUGUGCUCUACCGUGCGCUGAAGGAAGCGGAAGAGGAUGACCGCAAGGUAACGCCCCGGACACGGCGUAUGCAGGAGCUGCUGGCGACACCGGCUGCCGGUGGAACGGGUUCCAAUGCCGGUCACAUCCGCACACCGACCUUACCCGAUUGCAUGACGAAACCGGUCACACCCUACGGCUAUCGGCCGGAUGCGAGCCCCGAGAAUCAUGCCUAUCACAAGCGCAAACUACAAUACUGGGACAGGUUCUACAAGGGUAAACGAGGACAGGAGGGAGGCGAAGAAGGUGCAGCGGCGACGGAAGGCGGAACACCAUCACAACAGAACCGACGCCUCAGCACACCGCUAAGUGAAUUCAAGCGACGAUUUUACCGCAACAACCUCGGGGAAGAGUACGUCAACCAAAUUGAGUCACGGUACAACACGCAGUAUCAAGGGCAGAAGGAACAGAACCCUACGAAGCAGCCGAUGGUGGAUAAUCCGGAGGAUGAAAUAGCGGCGACACAGGCUUCACCACGACCGAAAGCAGCCACUGCUGUUCCAGUACAAUCUCGCAACGUUGGUCAGGAACAAGAAUCGUCGGUGUCGGUACCGGUGUCUGAUAGGCAAGAGACGCCUAAAGGUGCCAAUGUGAGUGCGGAAAAGCGGUCCAGAAGGGCAAUGGAGCAGGAGGAGGAGGAGGAGGAGGAGGAGCAGGAGGAGAACCAGCAACCGGUGGUUGUGGCUGAGGUGGAUGAGAACGUGCGCAAGUUUUGCGAUUUCAUCUCGGCCACCCGCGAUUCGGCCAAAAAGAAGCCCAAAUACCAUGCAGAUACUGAGGAAGCGGCAGGUGUACCGGUGUACACCGAGGUAGAGACCUACGAUUCCGAACUUCCGGGUGUUGGUGGUGUCGUUUGGCGUGAUCGUGGCUCCGAGAAUGUUCCGCCCGUGGAGGAAGAAGUACCUUCGUCGCACGCGGCUGAAACCAGUCGCGAGGAUAGCAACGACUCUCGACGCGAAAGUGUCAUGUCAGCACACGAUGCACCGAAACGUAUGGUGUACCGCGGAACACCGUUGUUUGCCAUUUCCGGAGUGUCCGACGAAAUGCGGGUACAGCUGGUGCAGCACAUCCAACAGUUGAAUGGCCAAGUGGCCGAUAUGACUCGCUACGAUCCGUCCUGUACGCACGUGAUCAGCAACCGACCGAAUCGGGGCGAGAAGACACUGUCCGCCAUCGCGGCCGGCAAGUGGGUACUGUCUACGAAAUACAUCGAGGAUAGCUUGCAGGCCGGGUUCUUUUUGGAUGAGGAAUCCUACGAAUGGGGCAAUCCGAAGGCGGUUGCCAACCUAACACAGCUCGACUUGGCCAGUGACAAGGAAACCGCGACGGCAUCGUACACCUGGCGCAAACGGAUUGCCACCGAUGGUGGAAAGCGUGAUGGUGCAUUUACCGGAUUCCGUGUGCUGUUGGUGCCUGCGGGUAAGGCUACGCUGGUGCGGUUGCUGCAAUCGGGCGGAGGUCACGUGCUGGACUGCGAGCCUCCGUUCAUCGACUCGGAAGAGGCAAUGACGGCCACGCAUUGUUUCGUCGAUCGCAAAGCGACUCUGUCGAACGAAGAUCAGCAGGUGCUGGGUGAGGCCGGCGUUUCCGUGCUCUCCAUCAUGUAUCUGAAUGCGUACCUAACGUCCACAAAGCUCCCCGCCGAGAACGAGUUCCGCCUGUCCGCAUAAGUCAUGUUCUGCCUCUUAUAAAAGAAAACGAUAUUAUUAAGGAAUCGUUAUCGUCAUUACAAUUCCAAGUGCCAAGCUCUCAAAAUAAAUCCAAUCAAAUUUAUGGUGCCU
This is a messenger RNA of Anopheles aquasalis, 5075 nucleotides long. RefSeq names its product mutagen-sensitive 101 (gene mus101). Gene Ontology annotation, biological process: mitotic G2 DNA damage checkpoint signaling; DNA replication initiation; mitotic DNA replication checkpoint signaling. The record is from RefSeq and is a predicted model, not a curated record. Lineage: Eukaryota; Metazoa; Arthropoda; Insecta; Diptera; Culicidae.